Messenger RNA from Aspergillus ochraceoroseus IBT 24754, 2880 nucleotides. Its product is annotated as putative mucin family signaling protein Msb2. Gene Ontology annotation, biological process: osmosensory signaling pathway via Sho1 osmosensor; hyperosmotic response; establishment of cell polarity. The coding region runs from base 1 to 2880 and encodes 959 amino acids. Lineage: Eukaryota; Fungi; Ascomycota; Eurotiomycetes; Eurotiales; Aspergillaceae. The record is from RefSeq and is a predicted model, not a curated record. The transcript has a single exon. Gene Ontology annotation, cellular component: extracellular region; plasma membrane; cell surface. Gene Ontology annotation, molecular function: osmosensor activity.
AUGGUAUUACGGACGGCCCUGCUCGCCGCCGCCUUGUCGCUUGGUGGCCUAAACUUGGUCGCUGCGGACCAGCUACGACCUCUCCAUGAUAUCCCCAAAGGAGUCGCGAGAGAAGUCAUUUCGGAUUCUGGGUCUUCAAGCUUAAACAGGCUUGAUUCGCGGUUUAGCUCUGAUUCCAAUACUACCAGCUCGACCAGUGACCAGCCUGCUGAGGUUGUCAUCGUCCCCAUUACCCUCUCCAUCGAUGCUAAUGGCGUAACUCACACCAUUACCGGCGUCGCCAGGACUACUCCAGCCACGGCUGUUGCUUCAACUACGACAAAAUCUGCUGUGGACGCGGUGACUGCCACUACAACUACAACCACCGGUUCGACGUCAACAACGAAGUCUUCAACGACCAAGACUACCACUGAAACAUCGACUACUGCCACCGCAACGUCGACCACUGCCGCAACAUCGACCACUUCCGCAACGUCGACCACUGCCACAGGAACUUCGACCACUUCCGUAGAGAGUUCGACCACUUCCACCGCAACGUCGACCACUGCCACAGGAACUUCGAGCACUUCUGCAGACAGUUCAACUACCUCCACUGCAACUUCGACCACUGCUACGGGAACUUCGACUACUUCUGCAGACAGUUCAACUACUACCAUAUCAAGUGUGACCACCGGCACAGGAACUUCGACCACUUCUGCAGACAGUUCGACCACUACCAUAUCAAGUGUGACCACCGGCACAGGAACUUCGACCACCUCUGCAGACAGUUCGACCACUACUAUAUCGAGUGUCACCACUGGUACAGGAACUUCGACCACUUCUGCAGACAGUUCAACUACUACUAUAUCGAGUGUCACCACCGGCACAGGAACUUCGACCACCUCUGCAGACAGUUCGACCACUACGAUAUCGAGUGUCACCACCGGUACAGGAACUUCGACCACCUCUGCAGACAGUUCGACCACUACGAUAUCGAGUGUCACCACCGGUACAGGAACUUCGACUACUUCCGCAGACAGUUCGACCACUACCAUAUCAAGUGUGACCACCAGUACGGGAACAUCUACCACUUCCGCAGCGACUUCGACUACUACCACCGAUGGUAAUCUAAUUGAUAGCGUUUUAACCAGUCUUCUUGGUUCGACUACCAGCACGAUAGCGGCUAGCUCGACUAACUCUCCUGGCACCUCUAAUACUUCUGUGGAAACUACCCAAGUGGUGACAUCCAGUGGUUCUAGUACUGCCAUGCCAACAUCCACUAGCUUGUUCUCUGCGGAAACUACCAAAGUGGUGACAUCCAGUGGCUCUACUGCUGUCACGCCAACAUCCGCUAGCUCGUCCGGAGGCUUGCUUGACAUUCUUUCGUCCGAUUCCACCAUCACUGCGUCCGGAACCAUUUCAAUUAUCCCCUCUCCGUCAGCCACCAGUUCCUCCGGAGGCUUGUUGAGUGACCUCCUCGCUACCACCGCGUCUACUAUCACUGCUCCUGGCAACUCAUCUACCACGGCUACCGCCUCGUCUACUCCCUCAUCAAACUUGCUUGACAGCGCCUUGCCUACAAUUUCUGUCAGUGUCCCUGAGUCGACACCCACGUCUUCAAGUUCUACCAAUGUUGGUUCGAGCACGGAUACUGUGAUACCUUCGACAUCUUUGGCUAUCAUGCCCUCCAGCUUGUCCAGUGUUCUUUUCCCAACCUCAACCUCUACUUCUACCUCUACUGAAGUGGGAGCUUCCGUGCCAGUAAUCCCAACUGCCACAGCGCCUAGUGGCUCGAUUAUUCCCGCUCCUUCGACCAGUGGUUUGAUUACAUCGGCUUCGUCCGCGACUGGGACCAGUCAGCCUACGCCUUCUGCGACGCUCGUAACAACCACUACUAGUAGCACAGAGAACUCCAUUACCACCACGAAGGCUGCUACGGAAACCACCACGGGAACCACCACGGAGACUACCACGGAGACUAGCACCGCUGAGCAAGCUUCUAAUACCAAUGGCUUUGUUCCAUCAAGCAUCCUGGUUGAGCCUACACCGACUGCUGAGGAGACAACCACCGAGGAGACUGCCACCAUCGCUCCGACUGAAUUACCUGGCUCUAUCUCUCCUGCCAGUGGCACCCCUGAGGCCCCCGAAGGAUCUACUUUGAUUCAGCUAGGCUUUACCAGGCCUCUUCGGUACUCGUUCGUGGCUACUCACCCACUAUCUUCCUCGCAGAUUUUCUUAUACGUCCCAGAGGGUCUUGAGUAUGCCCUGCAGGCCUUGAGCAAGAACAUUGUCAUGUCUUCUAUUCAACCAUAUGACAAUUCUGCAAGCACUGGUUAUAUUGCUACUGUUGCCCAGGCUUACAUUCCCUCGGACGAUGUUGACACGCUGGACAAGAUGCUUCACAACCCUAUUUCAAUGCUCUAUGAGCAGCCUAACGGCUCUGUGAAGACUCUGCUGUCAAUGCUUGAUCCUUCAAUUCCUCUUGUCGUUGGAAGUUCUGAUGAUUCCUCUUCUGGUAGCUCUUCAUCUAGCACCGCUAAUUACAACUCGGGUAGCAACAACGGUGGCACUGCCAACAAGAACAUUUAUGAUGACUCCGUUGCUGGUGCCAAUAGCAGCUCUUCGGCUAAGCCUAGUUCCGUUGGAAUUGGCGUUGGUGUUGUUGCUGGUGCUGCUGCCUAUGGAGCUGGUAUGUUCUGGGUUGCUCGUCGCUAUCGGAAGAAACGUCAACUCCACCGCCGCACUAACUCCAGUGUCGAACAAAUGAGCGAGGGCGUUGCUGGACCACUGUUUGCUGCUGGUGGCCGCCUUUCUCGUGGCAGCCAGAACAGCCGAGGAAGCCAAAGAACCCAGAUGAUCAGUGCUCCCGUCAUGGCAGAGAAUUCCCUCGGAUGGAAUUAG